This is a messenger RNA of Pseudoliparis swirei, 1046 nucleotides long. RefSeq lists its product as uncharacterized. Bases 18 to 779 code for a protein of 253 amino acids. Lineage: Eukaryota; Metazoa; Chordata; Actinopteri; Perciformes; Liparidae. The record is from RefSeq and is a predicted model, not a curated record. The transcript is spliced from 4 exons.
UCCGCUGACCGUCCGCCAUGCUCGCCCUGCUGCGCCACGGUGCUCACAACCUGCUGACUCUCAGGGCCGUUCAGACCGAGACCAGCUGCCACUACGUCACACAGAUGGGGAAGCGCGUAGCAGUGGUGUUGGCGGGCUGCGGGGUUUACGACGGGACCGAGGUCCACGAGGCCUCCGCGGUUCUGGUCCACCUGAGCAGAGGAGGCGCGAGCGUCACCAUGUUCGCCCCCAACGUGGACCAGAUGCACGUUGUGGAUCACCUGACGGGCGAGCCGUCCCAGGAGAAGCGCAACGUGUUGGUGGAGAGCGCCCGGCUGGCCCGCGGGAACAUCCUGGACCUGGCGACGCUCAGCGCCAAAGACCACGACGCCGUGAUAUUCCCGGGUGGUUUCGGGGCGGCGAAGAACCUGUGCACGUGGGCCGUGCAGGGGAAGGACUGCACGGUGAACGACGAGGUGAAGGCGGCGCUGCAGGCGUUCCACGGCGAGGGGAAGCCCAUCGGCCUCUGCUGCAUCGCGCCCGUCCUGGCGGCCAAGGUGUUCCCCGGCUGCGAGGUCACCGUCGGCAUCGAGAAGGAUGACAAGUAUCCCAACACGGCCGACACCGCGGCGGCCAUCAGCCAGCUGGGCUGUACGCACGUCAGCGUGGACGUCGCUCAGAGCCACGUGGACGAGAAGAACAAGCUGGUCACCACCGCUGCCUUCAUGUGCGACGCGCCCAUCCACCAGGUGUUCGACGGCAUCGGAGCGAUGGUGCAGGACGUGCUGAAGCGCGCCUGAUCGCCCCAAAACUCGCAUGGAGGAGGGGGAGGGGCAGGAGGGGGGGAUCUGGACCCCUUGAUCAAAGCACUUCCAGAUCCAAGUUCUGUAGGCGUGAUGUAGACCACAUGCUCUGAUCUAGUUUAAAUCUCUGAUUCAAUCUCGUGUGUGUGUGUGUGUGUUCUCUGAUGACGUGGAUCAUGUUGGCAACGCUCAUUAGAUUUUUAGAAGACAAGCAGCAGCUAUGAUAUUGUACAAACAAAUAUUAAAUAAAAUGUUUAAAGUUCA